AGUUGAUCUCCAAAUUAAUUCUUGUGUAACCUGGAAAACGGAAGGUGGGGAGAAAUGGCGGUGAGAGAGAAAGCGCUGCCAACAUUGAUGCGAGCUAUGAGGAAGACAAACAUGCCUUCGAAUCAACGGUUGCCUUCAUUGAGAAGAGCAUUCUCUCUAUACGAUCAAAUCAAUCUUAUCGAUAACGUUCCUGAAGAUCAAUUACGCUUCCAACAGGUUACUGAUACCGGUUUCAAAGUUAGUGGGGUACAUUAUGAAGGUAGCUUGCUUUGUGUUGGGAACUUGCUAAUGUCUUGGCAUCCCAAGAAACUUUCGGAGGUUACUUCAGAAAGCUUAUCUAUCUUCCAGACUGUGCGACCAGUUCCAGAGAUUCUGCUUCUUGGCUGUGGGAGGUACAUUCAACCGGUAAAUCCUGAGCUUCGUGCCUUUAUUCGUUCUACUGGAAUGAAAUUGGAAGCAAUUGAUUCUAGAAAUGCUGCGUCAACUUACAAUAUUCUAAACGAAGAAGGGAGGAUUGUGGCUGCUGCCCUUCUCCCAUAUGGAGUAGAAUCAUAAGCCUCUCAUGUAUAUGUGUCUUUCUUUAACAAGUCAUGAUCUGAUUAAUCAUCCGAGCAAAUCACUUUGCUUUUACUGGAAAUCAAAAUGAAGGAAAAUACUCUGCCGAUCACUUCAUACCAAGUUUGACAUGACGACUCUGUUUAAGAUUAGAUCAAAUGAGAUAAGAACUUUGCAUUACGUGUUAAUGGCGUGUUAGGAGCUUCUGGGUUUCAUGGAUUAGACUAAUCCAUAAUGCUCGUCUUUAGGAGAUUUUGUAAUUCUAAUAAUAUAAACACAGGAAAGAGGACUGUUGUUUCCCGUUGUAAAAGCUUUGAGGCUCCUCCGUUGUGCAAAAAGAGACUACAUUUAUCAGAUUCAGUUCUCUUUUGCUAA
Molecule: messenger RNA, 930 nt
Organism: Lycium ferocissimum
Lineage: Eukaryota; Viridiplantae; Streptophyta; Magnoliopsida; Solanales; Solanaceae
Exons: 5
Coding region: 55-555 (166 amino acids)
Biological process (GO): mitochondrial respiratory chain complex I assembly
Cellular component (GO): mitochondrial inner membrane
Source: RefSeq, a predicted model, not a curated record